UCGUACUAUUUUUUAUACUUGAAUUGAUAACGUCAUUACGCAGCUGAAAGUGCUUUCAAACAUCUGAUAAACCCUACGCGGAGCGACACGUGCGUAGUGCCGUCGUAGUGUCUAUAAUUUGUUAUACACUGUGUUCCGCAUAGCGAAGUAUUUCGAUAAAACGACAGUCAUACUUGAUUAAUUUUUUAUCAUGUUCACUUAUGUCUAUUGGAAAGCAAAAUUGAUGCGGACUAAUUUGUAAGAAAUUAAAUUAUAUAUAAAGAUAAGAACACAAGACUUAUUCUUGCAAAUAUGUGGGCGGAUACUAUCCUAAUUGUAUUUAUCAGCAUAUGUACAGCAUUGUUAGGUGAAGGACUGACAUGGCUAAUGGUAUAUAGAACUGAAAAAUAUCAAAAGUUGAAAGCUGAAGUAGAAAAGCAGAGUAAGAAGUUGGAAAAGAGGAAGGAAGCUCAUGGUGAUUCUCUGGAUAAGCAACAAAAGAAGAAGAUAGAACGUGAAGAGGAAAGAUUAAAAAAUAAUAAUCGAGAUUUGUCUCUCGUGAAAAUGAAAUCAAUGUUUGCGAUUGGAUUCGCCUUCACAGCGCUCUUAAGUAUGUUCAACAAUAUAUUUGAUGGGCGAGUUGUUGCUAGAUUGCCAUUUGUUCCAAUUAGCUGGAUACAAGGCUUAUCGCAUAGAAAUCUCUCGGGCGAUGAUUAUACAGAAUGCUCAUUUAUAUUUUUGUACAUAUUGUGCACCAUGAGUAUCAGACAAAACAUCCAGAAGAUGCUUGGGUUUGCACCAUCCAGGACUGCGAGCAAACAAAGUGGAAGUAUCUUUGGACCUCCUCCUCAGCAAUUUAAAUAAAUUCAGAUUCGCAGAAUUCCAA
Messenger RNA from Dinoponera quadriceps, 865 nucleotides. RefSeq names its product transmembrane and coiled-coil domain-containing protein 1. Gene Ontology annotation, biological process: endoplasmic reticulum calcium ion homeostasis. The transcript has 4 exons. Bases 292 to 843 code for a protein of 183 amino acids. Gene Ontology annotation, molecular function: calcium channel activity. NCBI's taxonomy places the organism in Eukaryota, Metazoa, Arthropoda, Insecta, Hymenoptera, Formicidae. The record is from RefSeq and is a predicted model, not a curated record. Gene Ontology annotation, cellular component: endoplasmic reticulum; cytoplasm; endoplasmic reticulum membrane.